CCUAUUUUCAGCUGCGAAACGAGGUCAUGACGCGGCCGCCUCGCGACGUCGUCGUCGCGCCCAUGGGUCCCGAAGCGUGGGCGCGCACUCCAGCGCACGCCACGCGGCAGGACCUGCAGGACGCGCGCCGGGAAGAGAACCGCGCCAUGGCCGCGAGUCUGGCGCACAAGAAAAAGACCCCAGCGGUCGCGCGCGGACACAAAUACGUCGUGUCAGGGCUCAUGCACCCACGGCGGGGCGACAGAGACAGUCGAUCACCUCGAGCGACGGCUGUAGUCGAGAGUGGGACACCCGCCAAGCGGCGGACGCGGUCGGCGCUUCUCGACGAACGCCGAUCGGCACGGGUCGAGGCGAAUGCCACGUUUGCGCCCAAGCCCGUGGUGGCGCCACUGCCCACAACAGCGUGGUGGAAGACCGAGCCUGGGUAUGUCGAGAGCCCGCCGGCGCGGCCGAAGCGGGACGUGGCCAGUGCGCCAGCGACGCGGUCCAUCACGCUGGCCGAGGUCACGGAAAGGCGCGGGAAGAAGACUCAGGUGUCGGGCAAAAUCACGCGCGAACGGUUCCGGCCGGCCACCGCGGGCAACCGUCAGCCGCAGAUGGAGCGCUGGACCGAUGCGGUCUUUCACUUUUCGCUGCCUCAACACACGGAGAACCAGGUCCUUCUGGAAAAGUACGACUUGAGCUUCAAGCUGCCGCUCGACAGCUCCUUCACGCACGACAAGAUCUUCCACGAGGAGCUCAUCAAAGGCGGCAUCAAGCGCGCCGUGCACGUCGAGCCGGCCGACCUCGCCGACAUUGACAAAUCGGCCAAGGCGACGCGAAGGCGCAUGGCCGAGAGCCGACGGCUGCGAGAGAAUCUCAAUGCGUACAAGGCCACGUCGGGCUUUGUGGACGAGCCGACGCCGGUCGUCGAGGAGCUGCGCGGCCGCACCAAGUCGGUGCACUUCGAGGAGCCGCUGGACGACAGCGCCAGGAUGCGCAUGGUCCGCGACGCGUGGCGCGUGCGCUCGGGGGGCUUUGACAUGGUCACGCAGCUCGAAAAGCUGCACGUGAACUACCCGUGAGGAGACGCUAUGCGGAUUGCUGUACAGUAGAAGAGACGUUC
This is a messenger RNA of Saprolegnia parasitica CBS 223.65, 1105 nucleotides long. RefSeq lists its product as hypothetical. The transcript is spliced from 6 exons. The coding region runs from base 27 to 1064 and encodes 345 amino acids. The record is from RefSeq and is a predicted model, not a curated record. Lineage: Eukaryota; Oomycota; Saprolegniomycetes; Saprolegniales; Saprolegniaceae.